CAGUCUCGCGCGGUGAGGCAAGUAAGUGGAAUUGGGCGCUGGACAGUCUGGCACGGUGAAGCUCAAACAACGAGAGUCAACCGGGAAACAAAGAGCGAGGAGGAACAAGGGGUUUGAGAACAAGGAAGGCGGCGGCGUGGCAAAGGCGCCUUGUCCUUUUCUCUGUCCUUAGUGCAAAUUCUCAGCCCUGGAAAAGUUGCGUGUAUUUCACAGUGGUUUCUAUAUAUUUGAACAGACAGCUGAGAAUUCAGGUCAAAUAAGUUUUUCCAGACAAGAUAUUGUAAAGAAACAGCAAGAUGAACAGGAAACUGGAAUAUUUUAUAAGAUCAAUAAGGCUACAGGCAUGUCACAAUGCUGGGAGAUCUUUUCCUAGAAAAGAAAUCAAAGCAACUGCAUUUGGGAUUAGUGGACAUAAAAAUUCUGCACAAAGUAUUCAGUGUCCAUUGUAUGUUCCUUCUUGCUGGCUUCAUUCUUCUAUUUCAAUUAAUUCUCAAAAUACUUUUGUUUAUGUUGGGAGCAGUGAUUCAAAUGAGCAGAAAAUAACUAAUGAUCUUGACCAUGAGCAGAACUUGAAACCAGUUCAGUUGAAUUCCUCAGAGGAGGUUAGAAAUACCAUUGAAGAAAGGGAUGAAUUCGACAUUUCCCAGCAAUUUUUCAGUGACCUUCAAAAAUGUGUAUCUCCUUGUGAUGUACUAGACAUUGCUGCAAGAAGUCAAGUCUCUUCAAAGUAUGUCAGUAACUGUUUUUCAACUAUGUGGAUGCUUAAAAAAAAUAUACUUAAGAAUCAGAAAUAUGAUGAGACAAAGAUGAUGCUUGAACAUCCUCAGUUUCGACAGCUCUGUCAGUAUACGAUGGAUAAUGCAAAGUACAUAGAUAGCAAUGAUUUGGCACACACACUACUUUCUGUGGUAAAAUUGGGAGUUCCACAAAAUACCUUGUUAGUUCAGACAUUACUGAGGACUUGCCAGGAACGUGUCAAUGAAUUCAAUGAUCGAUGUAUCUCAAUUAUUGCAAAUACUUUGAAAGUCAUGGAAAAAUCCAAGAAUGUGGAAGCUCUUCAACUUGGACUACAGUUACUUUUACAAGACAAAGUCCACAAAAUAUCAAACGUGUUUGUAUUGCAAACCAUAAUGCGUAGUAUCGGGAAGGAUGUACCACUGACACUUAAGAAAAAUUUGGAGAACAAGAUGUUAAAUCUGAUGGGUCACUUUACAGUUCCAAAUGCUUUUCAAAUGUUCAGAGUAUUGGGUGAAAUGGACUAUCUCUCUGUUCCAAUCCUGAAUAAUUGUAGUAAGACUAUAAUAGAAAACAUUGAAGGAACUCAAUUUUCGAACCUGCUGAAUGUUUUGAAAACUGGCAAACAACUAAGAUAUCAAAAUAGGACACUUUAUUCUGCAUUAGCUGAUUAUGCUGCAUCAGUCUUCUAUACAUGGAACAGAAAUGAGGUAAUUCUGUUACUUUCAGCUUUUGAAAAUCUUAGUGUUCAUCCAGUCCUACUAAUGGAUAAAUUCCUGGAGGAAGUAAUGCUUCACCCAGAAUCUUUGAACCUGAAAGAUGUUAUAAUUAUUCUGCGAGCCUACUCUAAUCUCAAUCACUUCUCCAGCGUCCAAAACCAAGAGUUUCUUGACUCUCUGAAUAGUAUAUUGAAUGAACAUCUACAUGAGAUUGAUAAUAUGGAUUUACUAAGAGUUGUAUAUUCAUUCUGUCUUGCUGGAUAUCUCCCCCAACUUGCUCUUAAUCAACUGCUUCAAGAGGAAAUUAUCAGUGAUCUACUAAAAUCAGGAAACAGUUUAACUAUGUUGUCUGCAAUAAAUGUUUGUCUAGAACUUGAUGGAAAUUCUUCUACAACAUCAACAAUUUUAUCAGAGAAAUUAUCAUCGUUACCAAAGAAAAUACUUGAUCUUAGUUAUCCUGAAAUACAAGAAGCCCUGCUUACGCUUUUGGAAAAUGAAAAUUUGUUUCAGACAAAUGUACAAUUGACUCAAGGUUAUUGCUUAGAUUUUGAAAUUUUAAUGGAUACAAACCGAAAAAUAGCAUUGAGAAGCACAAAAGCAGAUCAGCUGAAAGGGGAUCCCAACCUCAAAAGGAUAGCAGUGCUGUGCCCACCUGCAAGUGCUUUCUCAAAUCCCUCGCGACACCCAAAAGGCAGAUUGGCAAUGAAAAUGAGACAUUUAAAUCGACUGGGAUACCAAGUUAUAUUGGUUUCCUACAAGGAAUUCCAAAAGCUGGAGAAAGACGAGGCGGUUUUGUUCUUCAAAAGACAAAUAUUUUUGGCAGAAAAUAUUUAGCAUCUGAAUGAAGUACUCAAGAUGACUGUAUUUAGAGCAUAUUUGUGAAAUGAGUUUCUGGAAGCAAGUCCAGCUGAGUUCAAUGAGAUUUGGGUUUUGAAUAUUAAAUCAUAGUAAUUGUUGCUACUUUUGUAGUUCAAGAAAAAAUAUCUGAAUAAGAUUCCUUAAUAAUCCUGUCUCUCAAAUUCAUAUUUUUCCUGAAAAUGAAGAAGGACGUAUGUAUGUGACUGCAAGUAUAUUUACCAUAACCCAGUGGAUGCUAACUAUUGAGUAGGAAUAAAAAAUCUUAUUGUUUUCA
Messenger RNA from Pseudonaja textilis, 2586 nucleotides. It is a transcript of the gene FASTKD2, whose product is annotated as FASTK mitochondrial RNA regulator 2. Lineage: Eukaryota; Metazoa; Chordata; Lepidosauria; Squamata; Elapidae. Gene Ontology annotation, biological process: regulation of mitochondrial mRNA stability; mitochondrial RNA processing. The record is from RefSeq and is a predicted model, not a curated record. Gene Ontology annotation, cellular component: ribonucleoprotein granule; mitochondrial matrix. Gene Ontology annotation, molecular function: RNA binding.